This is a messenger RNA of Marchantia polymorpha subsp. ruderalis, 2624 nucleotides long. Lineage: Eukaryota; Viridiplantae; Streptophyta; Marchantiopsida; Marchantiales; Marchantiaceae. The record is from the annotation of a GenBank genome assembly.
AACGAUGGCAGCAGCGAUGCGCGAGGGACGCUGCGGUGAGGGCAACUUUGUCGUGCGCUUGAAUGCUGGCAGUUUGAGAAUUGAGUUCCUUGCGUUGUUGCGAUCGGACCUGCCCACUAGCCUCGUCGCGGAUUACAGAUUUGCGGGCGAGUAGGCGAGAGGCGAGGAGGCGAGGAGGAGGAGAGCAGGGAUUGUGAGAUCGGUGUGUGGCAGCUGUUGCGGCCUUAGGGGGUCGCCCGUGUGGCGUUGGAUUUGGCAUUGUCGGGGGUGAUUCGUCACGCUGCUCUGGUUCAGGUUCACAGUUGGUGAUGACAGUGUUUCGAGUUUUGCUGCUGCUGCUGCACCGACGAGGAGUUUGUGGCAGAGUCUAGGGAUUGUAUUCGGCACGUCUGCGGGUGGCGAUUGUGUGAGCUUGGUGGGCCGGCGGUCUUCUAUCCAGAAGAGAGAGUUCUGUGGAAGUCAUUCUGAAAAGGCAGAUUAUUAUUUUCUGGAGCAUUACGUCGGAGAGGAACUAUGGCGACAGCAUCAGCUGCGUUCAAGUCUCGAGAAGACCACAGGAAGCAGUUGGAAUUGGAAGAAGCUCGAAAGGCUGGACUUGCUCCAGCGGAGCUCGAUGAAGAUGGAAAAGAGAUCAAUCCCCAUAUUCCCCAGUAUAUGUCCUCUGCUCCUUGGUAUCUCAACGCAGAAAGACCGAGUUUGAAACAUCAAAGGAAGUGGAAGUCGGAUCCGAAUUACACCAAGGAUUGGUAUGAUAGAGGUGCAAAGGUAUAUCAGGCUGAGAAGUUUCGGCCUGGCGCUUGUACGAAUUGUGGUGCUAUGAGUCAUGACAUCAAAACUUGCAUGGAAAGACCAAGGAAAGUUGGUGCUAAGUGGACCAACAAGCGCAUAGCAGCGGAUGAAAAAGUUGAAUCUUUUGAGUUGGAUUAUGAUGGGAAAAGAGAUAGAUGGAAUGGGUAUGAUCCUGCUACGUACGCCCGGGUGAUAGACUCGUACGAAAUGCGAGACGAAGCCCGCAGGAAGUACCAGAAAGAGCAGCAGAUGAAGAAAAUGGAACAAAAGAAUGCAGUACCAGCAAGGGAGAGAGGAACUGGAGAUGACAGCGAUGAAGAUGAUGAGGACGAAGAUGAUGAUGCUGAGGUUGAUGAAGCCAAAGUCGAUGAAUCAAAGCAGAUGGAUUUUGCUAAGGUUGAAAAGCGUGUGCGCACAACGGGUGGUGGAAGCACUGGAACCGUUCGAAACCUGCGUAUUCGAGAGGAUACUGCAAAGUAUCUUUUGAAUCUGGACGUGAACUCUGCAUAUUACGACCCGAAAACAAGGUCUAUGCGUGAAGAUCCGCUACCAGAAACUGAUCCGAAUGAGAAGUUCUACGCAGGAGACAAUCAAAACCGUGUUAGUGGACAAGCCCAGGAAUUCAAACAGCUCAACAUUCAUGCAUGGGAGGCUUAUGAGAAGGGACAAGAUAUCCACCUGCAAGCGGCUCCAUCUCAAGCCGAACUUCUACACCGGGAGUUCAAGAUAAAGAAGGAGAAGCUGAAGAGUCAGACGAAGGAAGAUAUACUUUCGAAAUAUGGAAACGCGGCCGAAGAGGAGAAGCCCGACAUGGAGUUAUUACUCGGCCAAACUGAACGUCAAGUCGAGUAUGACAGAGCUGGGCGCAUUAUCAAGGGACAGGAAAAAGCUGUGCCGAAAAGUAAGUAUGAAGAGGAUGUGUAUAUCAACAAUCAUACUACUGUCUGGGGCUCAUGGUGGAAGGAUGGUCUGUGGGGAUUCAAGUGCUGCAAACAGCAUACUCGGAAUAGUUACUGUACUGGACAAGCUGGUAUUGACGCCGCUGAAGCCUCUGCGGAUUUGAUGCGCUCUAAUAUUGAGAAGAAAGAAGCCUUGUCAGAAAAACCAGCUGCAAGAGAAGAAAAGAAUCCUGCAACAUGGGGAAGCGAGGUACCUGAUGAUCUGGUUUUGGAUCACAAGAAGUUAAAAGCAGCUCUGAAGAAGGAGGAUGAUAGACAAAGGGAGGAGAAGGAUGAACGUAAACGGAAGUACAAUGUAACGCACUCGGAUGAGGUCACUGCGGAGGAUAUGGAGGCAUACAGAAUGAAGAAGGUCCACUUUGAUGACCCAAUGAAAGACUUUUUGUAGUGUGGGCUAAUCUGGAUAAUUAUAUUCAUUACUUCAACAUAUGCUAGGAUCCAGUCUCCUUGAAACAAUCGAUGUUGGAACGGGAGGAGGUCCAUUUCCGGUUUCAUCCUGGGAGAAUAGAUUACAGUCAUGGGAAUGUAAAGCCACCAUCCCUUGUACUAUAAAAGUUGUAAAAGAAUCAUCGAAAAUUUUGGUGUCCAUACACGCCGUUGAAGACUGGACUUGUUGGCGAGUAGUGCUCGGACCUUUAGAUGCCUCGGCACUAGUAGCUUAGAGAAAGAUUUGAAGCUCUUGCAGGGGCCGCAGGCUUGGAGUCGAGUCCGCACAGGAAGGAGGCAUUGGUCAUUCCAGUCUCUGGUGGCCUUCACGGUGUGUAGGGGAGAGUGUAACAUUCGCCCACUUGUUAGGAGUGUAUUGUGUACCAUACCGUUCGAAAUAUCAUCAUUUCUCCUCUUGCGAUUGAAAGUCCUUCCUGUUCGUUUCCUCUU